Zeugodacus cucurbitae (melon fly) is the source of this 1631-nucleotide messenger RNA. RefSeq lists its product as uncharacterized. Bases 216 to 1358 code for a protein of 380 amino acids. The record is from RefSeq and is a predicted model, not a curated record. NCBI's taxonomy places the organism in Eukaryota, Metazoa, Arthropoda, Insecta, Diptera, Tephritidae. The transcript has 3 exons.
UUUUGUCGCUGCCUACAACAGGACUACAACAUUACUGAAGCUGUUUAGUUUUCGGUAUAAAUGCGACGAAUAGCUGCAAAAUAAGUUAGUACAAAACUCAACGUCAGUUAGUACACAACUAUCUAUUUAAAAGUCGACUAGAAGACUAACUAAAACGUAAGAAGUGAUUUUUAGUAGCAAUUGAAUUUAACACAACACUUAAAACUCAAGAAACGAUGGAGCAAAAAAAUCCAAAUGCACACAAUACCAGCGAUGAACAGUACGACACCGCCGAGUCGAGCCCAACACGCGAUUCAACCGCUGAUCCCUGUCGCUUGUCGUGGUUUGUUGUGAGAAACGAUCCACUUUAUGUGGAGCAAUUUGGCCAAUAUUAUACAAUACACGCCAUGGAUCUAAUAGAUCCCGAUUAUGCCAAUGCAUAUAUCGACAAUAUAGUGAGCUACCAUAUUGGCGAUGCGGCAGUGACUGGCAAAGUGUUGGCCGUUGCCGAUGAUAUCAAGCUGCUGGAGCGUAGUAUGCACGACUGGCUCGAGGAUGAUCGCAAGAAAUUGCCACUAUUCAAAUCGAAUUUAUUCGUACAAUAUCGGCCAGUGCCAAAUCGUUUGGUGCACAAAAUAUUGCAUGAGAGCGAGACGGUGCCCAUGUCGUCAUCGCAAGAUCCUAGAGUUAGCUCCAAGGAUGUUUUCGUGCGCGACGGCAUCAAGAUGUGUCAAGCCAUGGUGGUGACACGUAACGAUAAUAUUAAUGUGUUAAUAAGUGAGUUGACUAAGGUGAAUGUCAAUGUAUCGGAAAGGAUCCGUGGAACUUACGAACAACCGAUGGAUCUCGACAAGGAUGCCAGAACCGAGCCCAAAGACAAUCCAUGGAUACUGGUACAGUAUAGCCAUAGUGUACGCGAUUGUGUUUACGCAAUUAUGAGCUAUGACGAUACAACCAAACUGGAGAACAACGCCUAUCCAGGCUUACAGACAUAUCUGUCGAUUGGAAAUCAAAUCUAUCAGGCCAUAAUUUUACACAAAUCUUGCAAUCGUAACGAAGUGACAGAGGCAAUGAAUAACAUUGCGGCAUCAUGUUUGGUCUCCAUAUAUCCACAUUGGAAUGAUGUGGAGUAUCGCAAUUCCGAGAUUGAGAAGCAUGAGCGUUUAGACAUCUAUAGUAAAGACUGUUUGGAGAGCAUUGAGAUUUUCGAUGCAGACGUGAAGAAGUGUGAGCAAGUAAAUGAAGUUAUAACACAGGAAGCGGCGUCAAUCAAUAGACUAUUCAAGUACAUCGAACAAACCGAAACCCAAAUGGUCGACGUACUGCAUAAGGCAAAACAGAUAAAUGAGCGAAAACAACAUGACUGUUUCAAGCUGUAAUUAUGUCAAAUUUAUGUCAUUUGCUUAUGUAAAAAAAAUUAAUUAUGUUGUUUUUGUUCCAAUUCUGCCUUAUUACUUACAAAGUAGCAAAUUUUUAUUGCAAAAUUAUUAUUAUUCCAAAUUAUUCUUAUUCAAAUUUCUAUGAUUAUUUAAAUUAUAUUCAAUAAUGUUGAUCAUUAUUUUAAAUUAUAUUCCAUUUCAAUGCAUGUAUUAGUUAGUGUUAAGUAAAAUAUUCCAUUUGAUUGUAAUUUUAAUAAAAUGCAUUUUUUUUUU